CAUGUGCAAAAUUGUGAUUCGGACGAUUAGCUGUUUUCACGUUCGCCGGACUGAAGGUCCACGACAACAACAACAAACAAAUUUAUUUUUCAGAAGAAUAUAGAACAAGAACUGUAAAGGAUGGCAUCCCCAGACAGUCUAGUUGACGCGGGUCUGGCAACAGUUGCUGCAGAAUAUGAAAUAUCUAUGACAAAAAAUGAAGAUGGGAAACAAAUAAUGCACAGUCGUAAACAGAACAUUACUGUAGGCAGUGUGUAUAGGGAAGAUGGAACUGUCGAAAUUGAAUCAACACAAGAUGAUGAUGAUGAUGAUAUGAAUGGUAAGAAAGGGACUGAUGAAGGCAUGUAUUAUAUCUGUCAAGUGUGCGGGAAGACAUUUGACUAUAAACACGAAAUUGAGCAACACUUGGUUAAACAGGAAUGUAAGGGAAUGGAAAAGGAGGUGAAAGAAAUGUACGAGUGUGGAGAAUGUAAAACACUUUGCUCUUCAAUGAAUAGUCUAGCUUCCCAUAUGAUGGUACAUAAGCAGAAAGUUGUGGUUGUUCGACAUGGACUAAAUGAGCAUCUUUCAAGAGUUGGUUACACGUGUACCAUAUGUCAUAAAGUUCUGGGAAGUAAAGGAAACUUGGCAAAACACCAGAUCAUUCACAUGGGAGUGAAGCCUUAUAAAUGUAGUUUUUGUGUGAAAGAGUUUUCUUUGAAAGGUAACCGUGACAAGCAUGAACUUAUUCACACAGACAAGCGAGCGCACCAGUGUCAGAUUUGUUCCAAAAGAUUUACUCUAAAAGGUAAUCUACAACAACACAUACUGACACAUUCAACAGUGAAAUUUUUCCGAUGUUACCUCUGCGAGAAAGAGUUUACCUUAAAGGGGAAUCUAGACAAACACAUCAAAAGACAUGCAAAUGGUCUUCCCGUUCAAAAAGGGAGUUAUGCUAAUAAAGGCGAGAUGAUUGUUUGUAAAAGACCCGUGAUUGGUCCGGAGAGUAGUGAAGCUGAUAAACAAACGGCUGCAGGGCCAAUGGGGAGCUUUCAUUUCAAAAUUGGUGGGUUAAUAGGUAGUCUAAAGGCAAAGUUGGAAAACUCUAUCAUGAGUACAGAAGGUUUUGAUGAACUUGCGAAGGGAGAGGCGAUCAAACAGUUAGCAAGGGAAGUAACUGUUGGGACAAGUGAUAUUGUAGAGGAUGUUGCAGCUACUGAAGAGAACAAAAGUAAUGAGCAGGAAAAUAUUGUUCAAAAUUUGUAAAAAAAACAAUGUUGUUUUGAAUAUAUCAAUUGUGUCUUGUAGUUUAAUUGUUAUAAAUAUGUUAAAAUCUUGCAAUGUUUCUUGAUAAGUUAUCUAAGUUGUUACAUCAAUGUAAUAGGUUACAUUCUCGUAACCUUUAAAAUGCUAAAUAUCUAUAAAGGCAUUGUCCGUCUUUAAGUCUUGACAAAAUUAUUCAUCAUUUUUAGAGGAAAAUUUAUAAAAUACAUCUGUUACAGUGUAUGUACUCUCUGAAUUGCGGACCAUAAAAUCAGACGUUGUUCCCAUGCCAGCUGAUUUUGGUCUGCACUGCUUCCAUUGGUAAAGUCUAUUGCCAAC
Messenger RNA from Ruditapes philippinarum (Manila clam), 1581 nucleotides. RefSeq names its product gastrula zinc finger protein XlCGF8.2DB-like. Gene Ontology annotation, cellular component: nucleus. Bases 121 to 1245 code for a protein of 374 amino acids. Lineage: Eukaryota; Metazoa; Mollusca; Bivalvia; Venerida; Veneridae. The record is from RefSeq and is a predicted model, not a curated record. Gene Ontology annotation, molecular function: RNA polymerase II transcription regulatory region sequence-specific DNA binding; DNA-binding transcription factor activity, RNA polymerase II-specific. Gene Ontology annotation, biological process: regulation of transcription by RNA polymerase II. The transcript has 2 exons.